Cutaneotrichosporon oleaginosum is the source of this 1056-nucleotide messenger RNA. RefSeq lists its product as uncharacterized. Lineage: Eukaryota; Fungi; Basidiomycota; Tremellomycetes; Trichosporonales; Trichosporonaceae. The record is from RefSeq and is a predicted model, not a curated record.
GUCAGAUCAGAUCAGAUCAUCUCAAAUCCUUCGUCUUCGCUAGCAAUCGGCGCUCACUCGCCAACAGCCCCGACACAGCCGACAGCUUCUCUCCUUGAUCUCCUUCGUACUCUUAUACCCUCAAGCGACAUCUGUAGUCCCCGUGACCCCUUACACUUCAGCCCCACCCACCACCCAGCCAACUUCCCACCAUGCUCCACCCAGACUACACCGCCGGCGACGCCGAGCUGCACUCUGCCGACGGCGUCGUCUUCCGCGUCGACCGCACCCGCCUCUCCCAAGCGAGCCCGUCGCUCCGCACCCUCCCGCUCCCCGCCCACCUCCCCACGCCAGCCGACACGCUCGCACCCUUCCUGCGCGCCGCGCUCGGCGGCCCCCUCCCCCUCCCCCACAACCUUCUCGACGCCCGCGACGCCCUCCUCCUCCUACAGAGCUAUGACUGCGCGUCCGCCCUCCGCGCCGCCGUCACAGAGCUCAAGGUCCGCCUGAUGGACGGCGCCGCGUGUCCCGUCCAAGUCUUCGUGCUCGCCGCUCACCUCCGCGACCUAGACCUCUGCCGCACUGCCAUCGUACAUGGCGACCAGCCCAGUCCCAGGCAGUCGUACAGCGACGUCUUCUACGACUCGGACGACGACGAGCCCGCCUCCCCUGGCGCGGCGGACGCCGCUGUUCUCGCCCACCUCGACACCAUCCCCCAGGAGUACCGCGCCGCCAUGGCUGCAGCGUGGAAUUCGUCUAGUGACCCCCGCGAUCGCGGAAACAGCUUCGUCCGGCACAUGUGCCUAUCGGCCAACUAGCCGGCCCGCGGAACGAACUCAGCCCCACCCUCGCUCGCUUCCCGGCGCCACUGCCAACUUCAGCCAUCAUUUUUCCUCAGCAUUCAAUCUGAUAUCAGCAUCCCUGUCCAUUGCUUUUACCUUGUACCACCCUCUCACAUCGACAUCUUCGCUGUGCCCAGUCCAGUCCAGUCAGCAGUCAGUUUCUUCAGCCAGUCAACCAGUCCAUUUAGAAAAGAAAAAAUCAGCUUGCCGCUCCGUCAUGCAAUGUGUGUCAUAC